This is a messenger RNA of Homalodisca vitripennis (glassy-winged sharpshooter), 5797 nucleotides long. RefSeq names its product phospholipid-transporting ATPase ABCA1-like. Lineage: Eukaryota; Metazoa; Arthropoda; Insecta; Hemiptera; Cicadellidae. Gene Ontology annotation, biological process: transmembrane transport; lipid transport. Gene Ontology annotation, cellular component: intracellular membrane-bounded organelle; membrane. The record is from RefSeq and is a predicted model, not a curated record. Gene Ontology annotation, molecular function: lipid carrier activity; ATP hydrolysis activity; ABC-type transporter activity.
CAAUAUUGGACUCGCCAGCAUCAGACAUCCUGUUUAACAACACUUUUCUGCGCACAUUCUUGGGGACCAAUUACAAUGAAACCAUAAUGGAGUUUAAGAAAGAUCUUAAUCUGUUUCUUCAACCAAAUAACACCCAGUACCGUGAGGACACAUUUGACAGAUUCAUCAAUAUAACAACAGACCUGAAUGAACUGUUUGAGUGUUUUGAUUGGAACAAAACUGUGCCUUAUGACAAUGAAGAUAAGGCUAUGGAUGCUGGAAUGGCAUUGAUCGAAGAAAACAAACUCUGGGCUCUGCUUGUCUUCAUUGAUCCUGGAAAUGACACACUGAACCCCAACACUACAUAUAAAAUCAGGAUGAAUGUUGAGAGGGUGGAUAACACAGAGUUUAUCCAGGACCGACUCCAGAGACCUGGAGCCAGAAUACGGCCAGCUGUGGACCUCAAAUACAUUACCUUUGGGUUUGCCUACCUGCAGGACAUGAUGGACCACAUAAUCAUUGAGGAACACUCUGGCCGGCAGGACCUUCCAGGGGUAUUCCUUCAACAGUUUCCCUACCCAUGCUAUGUAGAAGACAGAUUUGUGAUAGCCAUAUCUCGUACGUUCCCACUUUUUAUGGUGCUGUCCUGGGUGUACACGUGUGCCAUGAUAGUCAAGUCUGUAGUCUACGAGAAAGAGCAGAGACUAAAGGAGACCAUGAGGGUGAUGGGUCUAGGCAACGGAGUCCACUGGCUCGGCUGGUUUGUGGACAGUAUUGUUCCGAUGUUGGUCACUAUAGCGAUGCUCACCACUGUACUGGUCUAUGGGAAAGUGCUGAAAAAUGCUGAUCCUACAUUAGUAUUCUCGUUUCUUACCAUCUACGGGAUAUCUGUGAUCACUCAAGCGUUUCUUAUAUCAACAUUUUUCUCAAAAGCCAACUUGUCUGCUGCCUGUGGUGGCAUCAUAUUCUUUGUGUUAUAUCUCCCGUACAGUUUCUUGGUCCGCUGGAUCCUACAGAUGAGCACCCUCACAAAGAGUUUACUGGCUCUAUCAUCCAAUGUGGCUCUGGGUCUGGGAGCUGGCUAUUUGUCCUUGUUAGAGGAGAGAGGAACCGGUGUGUCUUGGCCAGAUCUCUGGCAGAGCCCCCUCUACGGGGACACAUUCAAUCUGGGCUAUGUGAUGGUCAUGUUGGCGUUCGAUGCUGUACUGUACUUCCUCCUCACCUGGUACAUCGAGGCUGUCUUCCCAGGUGAUUUCGGCAUUCCCAAAUGCUGGUACUUCCCUGUGACAAAGUCAUAUUGGUUUGGCAUGAGAUACAACCAUGACAUCACUGACAGCAAGGACAGGCUAAUUGAAAAUGAACAAUUUACUGACACGUUGGAGAACUUCGAGACUGAACCUCAAGGUAUGAAGCGAGGAGUUACCGUCCAUAAACUGGGGAUGGUUUACAGUAACGGCAAGGUUGCCCUUAAUAAUCUCAACAUUAAUUUCUACGAGAACCAAAUUACCUCAUUCCUGGGCCACAACGGAGCUGGGAAAACAACCACCAUAUCCAUCUUGACUGGAAUGUUCCCGCCAACAAGCGGCACAGCUCUAAUUUACGGCUUGGAUAUACGCAAGCAUAUGGACUCGAUACGCAACAGUCUUGGGAUGUGUCCACAACACAAUGUUCUGUUCAAUCUGCUGACAGUUGAAGAGACUCUAUGGUUCUUUGCCCUGCUGAGAGGGAAGGACAGGGACGAGGUCAGGCCAGAGAUACGCCAGAUGAUACAAGACCUAGGGCUGCCACACAAGGCCACAUCCUUGGCUAAGGACCUGUCUGGGGGAAUGCAGCGGAAAUUGUCUGUGGCGGUGGCAUUCAUCGGAGGGUCCAAAACUGUUAUUCUGGAUGAACCAACAUCAGGUGUUGAUCCGUAUUCCAGGAGGUCAAUCUGGGACUUGCUCAUCAAGUACAAGAAAAACAGGACUGUGAUUCUGACUACUCACUACAUGGACGAGGCUGACUUGCUGGGUGACCGGAUUGCUAUCAUCGCCAAUGGUCAACUCCAGUGUUGUGGAUCCAGCGUGUUUCUUAAGUCUCACUUCGGCAGUGGCUACUACCUCACAGUCGAACUUGAAUCUCAGAUGGCUGGAGGAAGCUCAGAAAGUCAUAUUCAAGAAAUAACAGAAUUUGUCCGGAAGUCUGUACCGUCAGCCAGGUUGCUGGAGAGUGUGGGGGAAGAAUGUACAUAUCUUCUGCCUCAGGGGUGCAACCAAUUGCUUCCUAGUCUCUUCAAGAACUUGGACAUCAGUCAGGACUCUCUACAUGUCAGGUCCUAUGGUAUAUCAGACACAUCCCUUGAAGAGAUAUUUCUUCGAGUCACCGAAGACAACGAUCCAUCUCAAUUAUUUAUUUCAGGAAAAGAAUCUUUUAGCUGCAUACAAAAGUUGAGAAAGUAUUUAUUUGAGUCAUCAAAGACCAAGCCUUUAGACAAGAAGAUACCAGUGAACACUGACAAAUUUGCCGAGAAAGAAAUUGUGGUACAUAGGAAUGGUACAUCAAUGAAGUAUUUGACCAUCCCGGUGCAGGAUCAGGAACAGGAAGUGGAGAUCGUGGAGCCUCCCAGCAACAAGAACUGGAGACAAUUUCUCGCACUACACAUCAAGCGUUUCCACCACACUCGACGUAACAAAAAAGCUCUAUUUUCUGAGCUGAUCAUUCCUGCCCUGUUUGUGUGCGUUACGCUGAUAGUGACGUCUAUUCUCCCAGAACUGAGGGAGCGCCCUCCUCUCCCUCUAAACCCUUGGAUUUACCCCGCUCCCCGCUACAUGUUCUACAGCAUGGACUCGCAGGACGUGUGGGCCAGGAAGUACCAGGAUGAAAUUAGAGGUCCUUAUGGCAUCGGUGCAGUCUGUUUGCCUGAGGAAAGACAAGAGUUCUGUGUGACUCCGACUGAUCCACCUAGGCCAGUCAACAUCUCACAGUUCGGUCCUCCAUGUUCUUGUGCCUCAGGUGCCCAGAUCUGCCCAGCAGAUAGCGGAAAACCAGACCCACCUUCCUUCACUAUAGCCUCCGAUGACACUAUGUACGACAUGACUGGCUCGAACAUUUCGGAUUGGAUACUGAAAACUCAAGAUCGUUACGACAGAGCAAGGUCUGGAGGAUUUUCACUGGGAGUGGUGUCUUCAGUCCCCAACUGGAAUCUGACAGAGAUGAUACAGACAUUGGGCCAAAUAAUCAACUCCACCAUCCCCAAUCAGUUGGUGCCUGCUGUUGUCACCCAGGCCAGUCCUGCCAACUUCUCCAGCAACAACGUCAUGGUUUGGUUUUUCAACAAAGCUUGGGCUUCAUCAGUGGCAUAUAUGAAUGCGCUAAACAAUGUGGUUCUGAGGGCUUCGGUACCAACAAACACGGAAGGUCAGUUCAGUAUCAACACCAUCAACCAUCCCAUGAACUACACCAAGAAUCAGCUUGGCAUUGAAAUGAUAAGCACCAGUGGAGUGUCAUUGUUGCACGCUAUCGCAGUGCUCUUCGCUCUUAGCUUUGUGCCAGCAUCGUUCACACUUUAUCUGAUAGAGGAGAGAGUCAGCAACUCGAAGCAUCUACAGAUGGUGUCCGGUGUUAACAGGCUGAUCUACUGGCUUGAAGCCUACGCUUGGGACAUGCUGUGCUACUUGCUGGCAGCAGCUCUCUGUGUGUUUGUGUUCCUUGUCUUCAAUGAAGAGUCUUAUGUGUCAGCCACCAACUUCCCUGGCCUCAUAGCCCUGUUGGUUCUCUAUGGGUGGUCGUGUGUCGCCCUGAUGUAUCCAUUCAGCUUUUACUUUGAUGUGCCAAGUUCAGCAUUUGUCGCUCUAGCAUGUUGUAACAUGUUUGUUGGAAUUAUCACGACAAUCACAACGUUUGUGUUGAGCGUGUUUGAUGAUGAGGACCUGAAGGAGGUGGCAGAUGUGUUGCAAGUGGUGUUUCUGGUGUUUCCCCACUACUGCUUGGGCUCAGGUCUGCUCAAGCUGGCCACCAGUCACAUAGCUAAAGAGGCUCUGGCAGCUUUCGAUAUAAAUUUGAGUACCAAUAUAUUUGCUUGGGGAUUCCUUGGAAAACCUCUGCUCUGUAUGUUUGUUACUGGAGUGAUUUUCUUUCUCAUCACUCUUGGAGUGGAAUUCAACGUGUUCAAGGGACUGCUGACAAAAUUCCAAUCAAAGGUUAUCCAGUUACCUGAACCUGUUGAUGAGGAAGAUGUCCUUGCAGAGAGGUCAAGACUACACUCUGGUGACAGAGACACAGACAUCUUGGUAGUGAAGGAUCUAUCAAAGGUUUACAAGCAGAGCGGAAGUGUGAAGCCAGCUGUCAACCAGAUAUGUGUGGGAGUGCAGCAAGGUGAAUGCUUUGGGCUGUUGGGCUUGAAUGGAGCAGGGAAAACAUCAACAUUCAAGAUGUUGACGGGCGCCACCAGUAUAACGAGUGGUGAGGCCACAGUGAAGGGGUUUGAUGUUGUAAAGGAUAUCGACACUGUGCGCUCGAUGCUGGGCUACUGUCCUCAGUUCGAUGCACUAGAUCCCCUCCUAACUCCACGAGAACACCUCGAGUUUUAUGCCAGACUAAGGAAUAUUUCCAGUCACAAGCUACAGCAGACAGUGGACUGGAGCCUAAAGCACCUGGGUCUGGGUCAUUAUUCAGACCGGCUCUCUCGUACGCUCUCUGGCGGCAACAAGCGGAAACUGUCAACAGCCAUCGCGCUACUGGGCAACCCUCCAUUGGUGUUCUUGGAUGAGCCUACCAGUGGCAUGGAUCCUAAGUCGAGAAGAUUUUUGUGGAGUUGUAUUCAAGACAUAGUGAGACAAGGAAGGUCUGUCAUCCUGACUUCUCACAGCAUGGAGGAGUGUGAGGCUCUCUGUACAAGGCUCACAAUCAUGGUUAAUGGAGAGUUCAAGUGUCUAGGGAGUGUGCAGCACCUCAAGACUAAGUACGGUGGAGGCUACAGUCUGGUGGUGAGAUGCAACCCGGACCAGGAAGAGGCGACCAAACAGCUGAUCGCUGAAGAGUUAAACUCGUCUGUGCUGAUGGAGGCACACUACAACCAGCUGAGGUACCAGCUGAGUGCCAAACUGGACAUUGUGUUCUCUACAAUGGAACGGGCCAAGGAACAGGGUCUCGUACAAGACUUUUCACUCUCACAGACCACUCUAGAAGAGGUGUUCUUACGGUUUGCCAGUGAACAGUCUGAUGCAGUCAAGUCCAAACGAGGUAUAUUUAAACAUGUGAGACGUGCAGUAAUGCUCAAAUGCAAUAAGUGUUGCAGAGCAAAUCCUGAUGACAUAGACACAGACGCUGCAGUCUAACAUUAUGGAAAUCAGCGAUGUCGAGUCCCAUGACAUUUGAGAUUGCCUUCUGUCGGAUCAGUAUAGUUUAUUUAUUUUUGAUCCUGAACUACCUCAUAUUAGAAUUCGUUAUAGUUACAAAAUAUAGAGAUUUAGUUAACUCGUUAGUGGUUGGUGGAGGAUUAAUUUUACAUUUUACUAAACAAUCAAACUGUUUUAACUGAUCUGAUUUUACUGUUGAUGUACUCGUUAAGAUGUAUCUCUGGUUUUCCACAGAAAUACUCAUUAAAAUGUUUAAUAUUUUACAAGGUAAAAAAAUUUAAUAUUUAUUGUAUUUAUUUAUUAUUUUCUUUACUUCCUAGUUUAACUUUUAUUUCAAUUUUUAAUUGUUUAACUUAAACAUUUUUUUCUUUAAUGCAUAUACGUAAUUACUCGUAGAAUUUACAAUAUAUUCAUAUUUAUAAAGGCGUACCAUAUACAUUUACUCAGUCAAAUAUAUUUCCUUUUAUUUAUUUAUUCAAGUU